This is a messenger RNA of Xiphophorus maculatus (southern platyfish), 2137 nucleotides long. RefSeq names its product trans-Golgi network integral membrane protein 2-like (gene tgoln2). NCBI's taxonomy places the organism in Eukaryota, Metazoa, Chordata, Actinopteri, Cyprinodontiformes, Poeciliidae. The transcript has 4 exons. The record is from RefSeq and is a predicted model, not a curated record. The coding region runs from base 141 to 1997 and encodes 618 amino acids.
ACACGGAAGCAAAACCGCGACGUAAAUCGUACAAACUGUCCUGACACGUUUGUUUCUUGGGAUUGAGUUGAGAGGACUGGACAGAUUAGAUUAUACAGAUUUGGCUUACAUUUCACCGGGUGGUGGACGCAGCGGACACAAUGCGGACGGCUUUGUUGUCUCUUUCUAUUUUACUGCUCUGCGUGUUGGUCGCAGGGGCUCCAACAGAUGUCAAAACACCGGCAUCAACAAUUGAUCCUCCAAAAAGUAAUUCUGGCAGUGACAAGGGAAAUACUGGAGGGAUGCAUGGAAACAGUGCUGUAGCUGGUGACUCUCACAAAAAAACAGCCGAUACGCAGGGAAAGAAGAGUGGAACUGGUGACACCGAGAAAGACACAAAUCCAGCCGAUACGCAGGGAAAGAAGAGUGGAACUGGUGAAACCGAGAAAGACACAAAUCCAGCCGAUACGCAGGGAAAGAAGAGUGGAACUGGUGACACCGAGAAAGACACAAAUCCAGCCGAUACGCAGGGAAAGAAGAGUGGAACUGGUGAAACCGAGAAAGACACAAAUCCAGCCGAUACGCAGGGAAAGAAGAGUGGAACUGGUGAAACCGAGAAAGACACAAAUCCAGCCGAUACGCAGGGAAAGAAGAGUGGAACUGGUGAAACCGAGAAAGACACAAAUCCAGCCGAUACGCAGGGAAAGAAGAGUGGAACUGGUGAAACCGAGAAAGACACAAAUCCAGCCGAUACGCAGGGAAAGAAGAGUGGAACUGGUGACACCGAGAAAGACACAAAUCCAGCCGAUACGCAGGGAAAGAAGAGUGGAACUGGUGAAACCGAGAAAGACACAAAUCCAGCCGAUACGCAGGGAAAGAAGAGUGGAACUGGUGAAACCGAGAAAGACACAAAUCCAGCCGAUACGCAGGGAAAGAAGAGUGGAACUGGUGAAACCGAGAAAGACACAAAUCCAGCCGAUACGCAGGGAAAGAAGAGUGGAACUGGUGAAACCGAGAAAGACACAAAUCCAGCCGAUACGCAGGGAAAGAAGAGUGGAACUGGUGAAACCGAGAAAGACACAAAUCCAGCCGAUACGCAGGGAAAGAAGAGUGGAACUGGUGAAACCGAGAAAGACACAAAUCCAGCCGAUACGCAGGGAAAGAAGAGUGGAACUGGUGAAACCGAGAAAGACACAAAUCCAGCCGAUACGCAGGGAAAGAAGAGUGGAACUGGUGAAACUGAGAAAGACACAAAUCCAGCCGAUACGCAGGGAAAGAAGAGUGGAACUGGUGAAACCGAGAAAGACACAAAUCCAGCCGAUACGCAGGGAAAGAAGAGUGGAACUGGUGAAACCGAGAAAGACACAAAUCCAGCCGAUACGCAGGGAAAGAAGAGUGGAACUGGUAAAACCGAGAAAGACACAAAUCCAGCCGAUACGCAGGGAAAGAAGAGUGGAACUGGUGAAACCGAGAAAGACACAAAUCCAGCCGAUACGCAGGGAAAGAAGAGUGGAACUGGUGAAACCGAGAAAGACACAAAUCCAGCCGAUACGCAGGGAAAGAAGAGUGGAACUGGUGAAACCGAGAAAGACACAAAUCCAGCUUAUACGCAGGGAAAGAAGAGUGGAACUGGUGAAACCGAGAAAGACACAAAUCCAGCCGAUAUGCAGGGAAAGAAGAGUGGAACUGGUGAAACCGAGAAAGACACAAAUCCAGCCGAUAUGCAGGGAAAGAAGAGUGGAACUGGUGAAACCGAGAAAGACACAAAUACAGCCGAUACAAAGGGAAAGCACCCUACAGGUCAUCAAUCUGACAAUCCAGGGGAUUCAAGAACGAUGGAGGAUGAGAACAGUCAUUUCUUUGCCUACUUCGUCACCGGAGUUGUGCUGGUGGUCGUUCUCUACAUCGCUAAGCACAACAAGCGCAAGAUUAUUGCCUUUGUUUUGGAAGGGAAGAAUUCCAGAUCCACACGUCGACCUAAAUCUUCAAAUUACCAGAAGCUGGAACAACAUAUGUGAUCCAAAGCUGCCCAGAGAAGCUGAGAAAACGGCUUUAGUAGACUGCGAGUGGAUACAAAUCAUGGAUCUACAGUAAAUAUAAUGACCUGUUAAAUGGACAUUCUUCUAUUCUUGACUUCUAAAUGUUGAAUGACUAUGCA